AAUGGCUCUGCCACCAUGAAGGACAUGAAUGAGUAUGACAACAUAGAGGAGUUCGCAGAGGGAUCCAAGAUCAACGUGAGCAAGAACCAGCAGGAUGAAGGUAAAAAGUUUGUUGGAGGCUUGAGCUGGGAUACAAGCAAGAAAGAUCUGACUGAAUAUUUGUCUCGAUUUGGGGAAGUUGUAGACUGCACAAUUAAAACAGAUCCAGUCACUGGAAGGUCAAGAGGAUUGGGACUUGUGCUUUUCAAAGAUGAUGCUAGUGUGGAUAAGGUUUUGGAACUGAAAGAACACAAACUGGAUGGCAAAUUGAUAGACCCUGAAAGGGCCAAAGCUUUAAAGGAGAAAGAACCCCCUAAAAAGGUUUUUGUGGGUGGAUUGGGUCCAGACACUUCAGAAGAACAAAUUAAAGAAUAUUUUGGAGCCUGAGAGAUAGAAAAUAUUGAGCUUCCCAUGGAUACAAAAACAAAUGAAAGAAGAGGAUUCUGUUUUAUCACAUACACAGAUGAAGAGCCAGUAAAGAAAUUGUUAGAAAGCAGAUACCAUCAAAUAGGUUCUGGGAAGUGCGAAAUCAAAGUUGCACAACCCAAAGAGGUGUACAGGCAGCAACAGCAGCAACAGAAAGGUGGCAGAGGGGCUGCAGCCGGUGGAAGAGGCGGUGCUAGGGGCCGCGAUAGAGGUCAGGGCCAAAACUGGAACCAAGGAUUUAAUAAUUACUAUGAUCAAGGAUAUGGAAAUUAUAAUAGUGACUAUGGUGGUGAUCAGAACUAUAGUGGCUAUGGCGGCUAUGAUUAUACUGGGUAUAACUAUGGGAACUAUGGAUAUGGGCAGGUAUACGCAGACUACAGCGGUCAGCAGAGCACUUAUGGCAAGGCUUCCCUCGGGGGGCGGCAACCACCCUACCGAAGGAGGCCAGGAGAUCAGGAGGUGUAA
Mastomys coucha (southern multimammate mouse) is the source of this 930-nucleotide messenger RNA. Its product is annotated as heterogeneous nuclear ribonucleoprotein D-like. Gene Ontology annotation, cellular component: nucleoplasm. Gene Ontology annotation, biological process: regulation of gene expression. NCBI's taxonomy places the organism in Eukaryota, Metazoa, Chordata, Mammalia, Rodentia, Muridae. The record is from RefSeq and is a predicted model, not a curated record. Gene Ontology annotation, molecular function: poly(A) binding; poly(G) binding.